Messenger RNA from Microplitis demolitor, 2418 nucleotides. RefSeq lists its product as uncharacterized. Lineage: Eukaryota; Metazoa; Arthropoda; Insecta; Hymenoptera; Braconidae. The transcript is spliced from 3 exons. Bases 1 to 2418 code for a protein of 805 amino acids. The record is from RefSeq and is a predicted model, not a curated record.
AUGUCUAAACGAAACACAUAUGGAUCUAUUUGUGAAAUUAUGGCAGCCGCAGAGAUAUUUUCAUAUCGGUUUGAAGUGUAUCAAGGUGAUUGCAUUAUAGCUUCCGUUGGUGAAGCAAUUCGAGGUGUAAAAAGGUUACGUUCUACGGGGCAUGAUAAUAAUGGUCACUACGAUGUUUAUCUUUCGGUGCUUGCAUCAAAAAUUACAGUGCCUCAAACUCAAGAAAAUAUAUUAGCGGAAGUUUUACUACCUCAAUUAAUUCCUAACGUUGAAUUACAAAGUUCAAGUGAAUCAGUUAUUAAUGAUGUGAAUCCCCUUCAAUCAAAUGGGAGAAAAAAAAGGAGGAAAAGAGUCAACUAUACAAUUAGAAAGAGACAAUUGCGACAAGCCACUUUAAAUUACACUCAUCGUAAUCCUGAUGUACAUAGAAAGGCGACAAAAAAAUACGCUUCUAAUAACCCUCAUGUUAGUCGUGCAGCUACAACUAAGUACAACGAGAAACGAUUACAAAUUAAAUUAAUGUCUUGGACUUUGAAAGCUUUAUCUGGCCUUAGUUAUGAACCGAGUAUUGACUAUCAAAAUGAUAAAAUUGUAAAUCUUGGGCAUCGAUUACCCUGUUCUUGGUGUCGUGCUUUGAAAUGGAAGGAUGAGGCUGAAGGAAUGUGCUGUAGUGGUGAGGUAAAGGAGGGUAGUUUUAUGCCAACAUUUAAAGUGCAGGGACAAGUCUGCCAUAGGAUAGGAAGCCUUAUGGUAGAAAAUAAUCAACAACCAUCAUUUCUCCAAAUAUACUUUGUUGGUGAUGAUAAUCGUGAAAGAGAAAUUCGUUGUGGGAUCUGUCCUAGUAUUAAGCCAGAGUUAAUUCACCAACUUCAAAAUUUGCUUCAUGAACACCAUCAAUACAUUAAAGAUUUUAAGGUUGCUAUUGAAUCAGUUCCUAAGAAUCAGAAAGAGUUUCAGGUUAUAAUUAAUGCUGAUAAAAAGCCUCCGGGUGAACAUCGAGGUCGUUUCAAUGCUCAAAUGGCUAAAGAAGUAGCAGUUAUCAUCGCUGGACAAAAUUUUGAAAAGAAAGAUAUCAUCCUGAACAGCAGAGACGAUAAGUUAAAGCGAAUCAGUGAAAUCCAUCGCGCGUAUGAUACUUUACAAUAUCCUCUGAUGUUCUGUCGUGGAGAAGAUGGCUAUCACAUUAAUAUUCCUAAGCGUGAUGGAAAAACUAAGCGUCCUCUAAAUAAGACCGUGUCAGCUUCUGAGUUUUACAGUUAUAGAAUAAUGGAGCGUAAUGGAGAAGAAAAUCAUUUACUUUUAUUUCGCACUCUAUUAAAUCAAUUUUUGGUUGAUAUGUAUGCGAAAAUUGAAACUGAACGACUUAAUUGGAUUCGUAACCAUCAAACAAACUUACGAAGUGAAGAAUACGUUCACCUUAAAGACGCUUUAACGAAAACCGACGGUCAGAUAACAGAAAUAGGUAAAAUGGUUGUGCUGCCAUCUUCUUUUACUGGUGGGCCACGAUACAUGCAUGAACGAACUCAAGAUGAUAUGACUUAUGUACGUCAUUUCGGACGUCCAGACUUUUUUAUUACGUUCACUUGCAAUCCAAAAUGGAAAGAAAUUGAAGAGCUUUUAGUUCAAGGCCAAAAAUAUCACGAUAGACAUGACUUAAUAGUAAGAAUUUUUUACGUGAAAAUUAAGCAUAUGAUGAAUCUUCUGACAAAAGGUUGCAUUUUUGUCAAUAUGAAGUGUCAUAUGUAUACUGUGGAAUGGCAGAAACGUAGACUUCCUCACAUUCAUAUCCUUCUGUGGUUAGAAGAAAAGCUGAGACCAGAAUCUAUUGAUAAGGUAAUUAGUGCUGAACUGCCUAAUCAAGAUCAAGAUCAAGAACUGUAUGAAAAAAUAAAAACAAAUAUGAUUCACGGUCCAUGUGGUUCUUUUAAUAGAAAUUCUCCCCGUAUGGUGGAUGGUUCAUGCACGAAAAAAUAUCCAAAACAUUUUAUAAAGGAAACCCAAUUAGGAGAAGAUGGAUAUCCUAAAUAUCGUCGGCGAUCUCCUGAAGAUGGUGGAGUAACAACAAUAAUAAAUGGAAUUAAUAUAGACAAUCGAUGGGUGGUACCGUAUAACCCUGUCCUGUGUCGUACAUUCAAAGCUCAUAUAAAUGUUGAAGUUUGCAACUCAGUGAAAUCAAUUAAAUAUAUUUGUAAGUAUAUAAAUGAGGGAUCUGAUCAAGCAGCAUUCACUGUUGGAGAUCUUGAUGAAGUGACAAAGUAUGAAGCAGGACGAUACAUUAGCACUUCUGAGGCAGUUUCGCGAAUACUGAGUUUUCCUAUCCACGAGAGAUUCCCUCCAGUUAUGCAUCUUGCUGUACAUUUAGAAAAUGGUCAACGAGUUUUUUUUAAUGAAAAUAAUAUACUCAAUCAACAAUUCUAA